Molecule: messenger RNA, 2010 nt
Organism: Solea solea (common sole)
Lineage: Eukaryota; Metazoa; Chordata; Actinopteri; Pleuronectiformes; Soleidae
Gene: calhm6
Product: calcium homeostasis modulator family member 6
Exons: 2
Coding region: 928-1878 (316 amino acids)
Molecular function (GO): monoatomic cation channel activity
Source: RefSeq, a predicted model, not a curated record
CCCCUCCAGGACACGGCAGAAAAGAGAAGUGCAAGUUUUAAGAACGUGGCCAAUGAAUGGUAAAAUUGCUCAUAUACAUAUAAUUAGCGCUCCAACUAACGAUUAUUUAUUUUUUUAAUCUGUUAAUCUGUCGACUUUUUUAUAGAUUAAUCAAAUAUUUGUUUGGUCUGUAAAAUAUCAGAAAAUGUUCAUCUGUGUUUCCCAAACAUGGAAAUGAUGAUGUUCUCGAAUGUCUUGUUUUGUCCACUAACCAAAAUGAUUCAACUUUAAAGACGUAUUUCUUAUAUGGAGCAAGUAAACUAUAAAAUAUUCAUAACACUUAGUUUUAAUUAUUGAAAAAGCACUCAAAACAAAUAGUCAGCUAUCAAAAUGAUUGUCAAAUAAUUGUUGCAUCCCUACAUAUUAUACAUUAAUACAACCAUUUAAUACAGAAGUUCACCAAUUUAAAAAAAUAUAUAUGCUGUUAGAGAUAUGGCUGAAAAUGUGUUGCUAAUGCACACAUUUAUAUUGUGCUUUGGGUCAUGAGUGUUUGCAACCUUUAAAAAAAUGGUUCCCACAUAGAAAGUUGUGGAAACACUGCUUUGGAGCACAGCAAUGCUAUUUGGAAAACAAAGACUGGGAGAGUAAAUGGAGAUGGAAACUUGAAGUGAACACAUUAAUAAUUGAAAGAGAGUGUGAAUAAACUUGUUUAAAGGGCGUCGAGAAGGCAAAUGAAUGUAAUUUAAUGACCCCUAAAAUGGGGGCAGAUGAAGAAGGUGUUGUGACUCAAACACAGAGCCACUGUUGUGGCUUCCUGUCACAUAAAGGUUACAGAGAACUAACACCUCUGCUUGCUGGUGGUUGGGUGGGUGGUUACAAAAGUCAGAUGAUAGGCAGUGGAAGUGAAAGCACAACUGUGAAGCAGAUACUCUGCUGCAGUGGUCUGAGAUGGACAAGCUUAAAACUGUUCUUAACAUUGCCAACAAACAGACCAACCUUGGUUGCGGGUUGUUGGCUCUGCUAACAGCAGGAGGGGAGCAGAUCUUCUCCUCAGCAGUGUUCAGUUGUCCCUGCAAUGGUCAGAACUUCAUAUAUGGCAUGGUGUUCCUGCUGGUGCCCGCUCUGGCUCUGAUGCUGCUGGGUUACAUCGUAAACAAGAAGACGUGGAAGCUGCUGACAGGUCUGUGCCAGCAAAAAGCCAAGCUGUGUCGCUGGAAGAAGCUGAGAACCACAGUGAUCAUCCUUUUCCAGAUCAGCACCAUGGCAAUGGUGGCACCUGCCAGCUGGAUUGCUGUUGCUCUGCUCAGUGGUAAAUACUAUGAAUGUUUGCGGACUGGGACCAGGGUUUACAUCAACUAUCUGUGUAAUGAAACAAAACCUCAGUGUAAGGACCUGCAGAAGUUCCCCUGUAGCAGUGAGACGCAAGCGAGAGAUGUCCUGCUUGCCCUGCGAGCUGAGUCUCAGGUUUUGGGUUGGCUGCUCAUCUCGUCCAUCAUGUUGUCCAACCUGCUCAUCAGCUGUCUGGCUCGCUGUGCGUCUCCCAUCAGCUAUCUGCAGCUCAAGUUCUGGAGGGCAUAUGCUCAGGAGGAGUGCAAGCUGAUUGAUUCAUACAUGGAGAAACACGCCAAAGAGCUUGCUGAGAGGAACCUGAAGUGUUUCUUUAACCAGACACUGCCUCAGCCCAUCAUCACUCCUUCCAACAAGGACUGGGAGAGGGUCUCCACCCUCUACAAGUUCACCACCAAAGGCCAGUACUACAGCACCUUGCAUCGCUAUGUGGAGGAAUCCAUGGAGUGUGGCGACGGGAUGAUGAGGAUGAUGUCGGUCAAGUCAAGUGAGGCUGCUGAUGACAAUCCUGCUAUUCUUGGUUUUGUAGAUGAUGGCAGCAUUCCAGGGUGAGAUUAUAGUCAUCAAGCAAUCAGUCAAAUAGUAUUUGUAUAUCCCAUAUUCUCAAAUCGCAGUUUGCCCCUGAAACACCUUUUUAUCAAUUUUUUUGAAAACAAUAAAUGAAGUUGUCUUGAACAAAAAAAA